Molecule: messenger RNA, 1416 nt
Organism: Trypanosoma cruzi
Lineage: Eukaryota; Euglenozoa; Kinetoplastea; Trypanosomatida; Trypanosomatidae
Exons: 1
Coding region: 1-1416 (471 amino acids)
Source: RefSeq, a predicted model, not a curated record
AUGCAUUUUUAUUCAAAAGAAGACUCAAAACAUAACUACUUUUUUGUUGUUCUACCACUGUUUUUCCUCACGUCUUGUUACAUUGUGAAAUUUUUUUUUGGGGGGUUUACAUUUAUUUAUUUAUUGCCAUGUUUUUGCUCUGAGGGAGAAGUGAACUUGUGGGAGGUGCUCGGCAUGAAGGACGAAUACGACGCGCCGUUGCUUUCACGUGGGGAGUUUGAGGCCAUCAAGCAUGACCCACUGCUCAUACUUGAGCGGGGCACAAAGGCUAUCAUGUCUCUUCAACAGGACGAGGCCGCAUUGAGGGCAGAACGUGAAACUAUCCAGUUGCACCUGCAGGAUGCCGACAAGGAUGGGGGUUUCGACAGCCAACGGUACAGGGAGGUCAUGAAUGCGACGGCUGAACUGGAACGGGAUCACCGCAUGUUGUCAGUACGGUGCACCGACACAGAGUUGAGCAACAAACGGUUGGCGAAGGUUGUCGACGAGCUGCGGCAGGAAAAGGGGGCGUUAAGAGAGGAAUUGCAGACGUUGAAGCUUACCCAAGACUCUCUUGCGAAGCAACAUGCCGACACUGUUAACCGAAUGGCAGUUUUUGAGAAGGCUGCCCCAGAUGAUGCGGCAAAGAUGAAGGGGCUGCAGGAUGCCAUUACGAAAAAAAUUGAAUCUCUAGACCUCCUCACGAAAGAAAUUGUGAGUGUUACCAACAAAUCGGCGAGCCUUCAAAGAAAAGCAGAACAGUUGGGAUGCGAGCGUCUUGUGCUAGAGGCGGAAACACUGGCACUGGAGCAGACGACGACGCAGCAGGAGAGGACAAUCAAUUAUCUUCAAUAUGAGUCGGCACAACUUAAUGAGGCCAUCAAUAAAAGGAAGUCAGAACUUGUUGAAGUGAAGAAACAGACGGCGGCGACGCUACUCGAGCUUCAACUUCAGCUGACGAGAGCGGAGGAGGAACUGACACGACUCAAUAACGCGGUUGCCAAUGAAAAGAGUUUGACUGGACGACAGAACAUAUGGCAAGCGAAGGAGCUCCACGCAAAGACGGAGGAUCUUCUUGCUGCCCAUCAGGAAAUGGCAAAAGAGCGUGGAGAGAUGAAGAAUGAACUGGCUUUAGUACAAGAAAAAGUUUAUCGCCUCAAAAACAAUGUACUUGUAGUAGAAAAGCAAAACCAGGUACUGAAUGGGACACUGCAGAUGCUUGAGGAGGAGGAUCAACUGAUGAAGACAACAUACAAUGAACGCAAGAACGAGGCGCUUGAAGAAAUGAACAAACAGUCAGCAAUCGUACGUCAACUUAACGCCGAACUUGAAGAGGCACGCGAGAAUCUUUAUUUGUUGAAUUCCAAAGUCUGCAAGGCUUGUCGUACAGCCAUUUUCCCAAGUGAUUUGCCAGACUCCUCUUCGAGAAGAGGGUAA